Messenger RNA from Aspergillus aculeatinus CBS 121060, 643 nucleotides. Its product is annotated as putative NADH-ubiquinone oxidoreductase B14 subunit. NCBI's taxonomy places the organism in Eukaryota, Fungi, Ascomycota, Eurotiomycetes, Eurotiales, Aspergillaceae. The transcript has 4 exons. Gene Ontology annotation, biological process: response to oxidative stress. The record is from RefSeq and is a predicted model, not a curated record. Bases 121 to 492 code for a protein of 123 amino acids.
AACUCCCAAGGCGUCCGUCCCGAGCAGAACAGAGAAACUUACCCACUCUUCUCUAUCUCUUCGCCAAACCUCGGAGUCCAAGGCUGUGCCCAUCAAUUGCCUCAAUUCCCAAUUGUCAAGAUGACCAUCAACCCCACAUUCCUCGCCCAGCGCACUCGCUCCUCUGCCAACCUGGCCGAGGCGAAGCGUCGUGUCAUCCGGUCCUACAGAGAAUGGCUUAGAGCGUCCCCCGAGAUCCAGACUAUGUACUCCCUGGACAUGCCCGUUUCCGCCAUCCGGACGAAGAUUCGCCAGGAAUUCGAGAAGCACCGUUACGUCAGCCAAUUGAAUGUGAUUGACGUGCUGUUGUACCAGAGCCACGCCGAGUUUCAGGAAACCCUCAACUACUGGAAGCAGCUGUCGCACGUGAUGAAGUACUUCCGGCCGGAGGAGGAGCCCGGUGCUCGCCUCCCCCCCAACUUUAUCUCCGGCUUCUUGGAAGGCCGCAAUUAAUCUCAUGUUUCCCAUUUCCUUCAAAUCAUCCUGCAGCAUUGAAAGUUUUUUUAUUCCUUCUAGUUAUGAGAACAACCCUGGGCUUAGACCCGUGAACUGAUAGAUCCGGGUAGAGGGUAUGAGUGUGCGCUCGCGCUCUAUGUAAAUAUGG